AUGGCAGCAGCAGCAACGGGACGCUUCAGCCUCCGUUGCGCUCGAGAAUCUGCAGGCACCAUCCCGCUACCCAAUCUAUGCAUCGGCUCGUGGUCAUGGGGUGACAACAUGACGUGGAAGAACGCCUCAGCCUCGGCCGUCAAGGACCUCGACGAUGCCUGGCGGACCAUGGCCCAGAACGACCUCUUCUUCGUCGACACGGCCGAGGUCUACGGCAGCGGCGAGAGCGAGCGCAUCAUCGGCAGGCUGCGGUCGGACGCGGCGCUGACCCCGGACGACUUCCGCACGCGGCUGGUGCUCGCGUCCAAGUUCCUGCCCAUCCCGUGGCCGCCGACGCGCCUGUUCCCCAGCAAGGGCAUGGUCAACGCGUGCCGCGGCAGCCUGCAGCGCAUGGGGCUGGAGAGCAUGGACCUGUACCAGGUGCACGGCCCGAUCCACGUGCUCAACUCGAUCGACAGCAUGGCGGGCGCGCUGGCGCGGUGCGUGGAGCUGGGCCUGACGCGCGCCGUGGGCGUGAGCAACUACAGCCUGGACGAGAUGGUCCGCAUGGACGAGGCCCUCAAGAAGCGCGGGUACCGCCUCGCCAGCAACCAGGUCGAGUUCAGCCUACUGCGCACCCGGCCCGAGACGACGGGGCUGCUCGCCGAGUGCAAGGCCCGGGGCAUCGUGCUCAUGGCCUACAGCCCGCUGGGCAUGGGACGGCUGACGGGGAAAUACACAAAGGACAACCCGCCGCCGUCGGGUCGCAAGUUUGGCGACGUGCCCAUCGAGGAGCUCGCGCCGCUCCUCGAGACGCUGCGGACGGUGGGGGAAAAGCACGGGGUGAAGCCCAGUGCUGUGGCGCUCAAGUGGGUGAUCCAGAAGGGGGCGAUCCCGCUGGGCGGUGUGAAGAAUGCCAAGCAGGCCGAGGAGAACGCGAGGGCGGCGAGUGAGGAGUGGAUGCUGAGCGACGAGGAGAUGGCAGAGCUGGACCAGCAUGCCCGGGAAGGGACCACGUCGUUCUGGCAACAUGAUUGA
Messenger RNA from Cryphonectria parasitica EP155, 1017 nucleotides. RefSeq names its product putative aldo-keto reductase family protein. The coding region runs from base 1 to 1017 and encodes 338 amino acids. The transcript has a single exon. Gene Ontology annotation, cellular component: cytoplasm. The record is from RefSeq and is a predicted model, not a curated record. NCBI's taxonomy places the organism in Eukaryota, Fungi, Ascomycota, Sordariomycetes, Diaporthales, Cryphonectriaceae.